UCUCCAGAUCCAGCAGAUAAGCAAAUAGCAUCCAAAUUUCAAGCGAAUCACAAAAACAAAAACAAAAACUAAAAAAAACCUUCAACUUCAUUUCCAUAUUUUGAUCACAAAAGUGAGCGCAGAUCAAUUUUCAUUCGCAAAUGGAAGAGAAAACACCCCAACCCAUUGGCAUAGAGGCUGAAAAUGCAACAACCAUCGUUGUUAAUGAGCCAGAAAUUGCCGCCAGCUCAUCGGGUAAUAAUCCAGAUGCGGCCGAUGAUAGACCCGGUGUCUCUGGGGUCCAUCUGCUGUUGAUGUGCUUGAAUACGGAUCGUCAUGUGACAUUCCAUGAGGGUGUUGUGGACAACGAGGGCAUGAAUCGCCGCAAAUCCAAAUGCUGUUGCGUCUAUCGCAAGCCGCAUGUCUUUGGCGAAAGUUCUUCGUCCUCCGAUGAUGAGUGCGAGCACUGCUGUGGCCAUCCCGAGGUGCGUCUUCGCAAUCGCCUCAAGAAACAGCAGCAGCUGCAACAGCAGCAGCAACAUUGCCAAUGCGGUUGUCAGCAGCAUCGCAGCCAUCAUCAUCAUCAUCAUCCUCAGCCACUGGAGUCAGUUCAGCAUGAAACGAAUGCCAGCACAGAGAUUGCUGGUGAUUCGGGCAAUGUCAAGAUCAAAACCGAAUCAAACACUCUGCUUUCGGCAUCCUCACAAGCCAUGCAGCAUUCAUAACUGCAUUUUACCAUCUCGUCUUUCUUUUUUCGGCUAUAUUUGU
Drosophila sulfurigaster albostrigata is the source of this 747-nucleotide messenger RNA. RefSeq names its product E3 ubiquitin-protein ligase PPP1R11. The record is from RefSeq and is a predicted model, not a curated record. Gene Ontology annotation, cellular component: nucleus. Bases 141 to 704 code for a protein of 187 amino acids. Gene Ontology annotation, molecular function: protein phosphatase 1 binding; protein serine/threonine phosphatase inhibitor activity. Lineage: Eukaryota; Metazoa; Arthropoda; Insecta; Diptera; Drosophilidae. The transcript has a single exon.